Messenger RNA from Cladophialophora immunda, 3841 nucleotides. RefSeq lists its product as uncharacterized. The transcript has a single exon. The record is from RefSeq and is a predicted model, not a curated record. Gene Ontology annotation, molecular function: pre-mRNA 3'-splice site binding. The coding region runs from base 76 to 1674 and encodes 532 amino acids. Lineage: Eukaryota; Fungi; Ascomycota; Eurotiomycetes; Chaetothyriales; Herpotrichiellaceae. Gene Ontology annotation, biological process: mRNA splicing, via spliceosome. Gene Ontology annotation, cellular component: spliceosomal complex.
AGCACAUCCCAAAUAAACUCGAUUCCCACUCCACGUCGACUACGCCUCCUGCGUCCACGGUUUUACCCACCUCCGAUGGCGCAGCAGAACAAAAAACCUCCUGGCCCAGACCAGACCCGCAACGAAUAUAUCCCCUCCUUCAUCUCAAAGCGUCCGUUCUGGGCCGAGACCACACAUUCCGACGCCGACUACCUCGAGCAUCAGCGGUUACAAUCUGCUCCGAAAGACACUCUCGACAAGGCAAAAUGGUAUGACCGGGGCAAGAAACAGGGCCCCGCGGCCACGAAAUUCCGCAAAGGCGCAUGCGAGAACUGCGGCGCCAUGACGCACAAGACAAAGGAAUGUCUCAGCCGGCCGAGGAAACAGGGGGCGAGAUGGACUGGCAAAGACAUUCAAGCAGACGAGCUUGUCGAGGACGUCCAACUAGGAUGGGACGCCAAAAGAGACCGCUGGAACGGGUACGAUAGUCGAGAGUACAGUGCCGUGGUCAAGGAAUACGAGGAGCUGGAAGCCAUCAAGCGCGCAGCUGCAGGACUGAAGGAAGACGCCAACGGCUCCGCUACCCCAGAUCUCUCUGACACCCAGUACGGCGAAGAGACAGACAUGGGCCGGUCUCAGCCGACCUCAACGCGCCAGCUCCGCCUGCGGGAGGACACAGCAAACUACCUGAAAAACCUCGAUCUCGAUUCCGCCCGCUACGAUCCGAAGACGCGCUCCAUGGACAAGUCCGCCGCCGAGGCGGCAGAUGGUGCCGACGCAGAAGAAGGUUUCAUCCGACCAGCGGCUUCGAACGACGACGCCUCGGAAUUCGAGCGGGCGCAACGCUACGCAUGGGAGACGCAGGAGAACAACGCGAACUCGGCCCAGACGAAGAAACUACAUUUACAAGCCAACCCGACCGAGGGCGAGAUCCUGCGCAAGAAACAAACCCAAGAGGCAGCAGAGAAGAAGGCGGCCGCUCGGAAAGCUCUGCUAGACAAAUAUGGCGGGGACGAAUACCUCUUGACAGAAAACGGCGACAACCAGCAGCAGCAACACCCAUCCAAAAGAGCCAAACAUCACAACAUCGUCGCCAACGAGCGGUACCUCGAGUACGACGAGUCGGGACACAUCAAGGGCGCCGAACGCACGGUCGCGCGCUCCAAGUACCCCGAAGACAUCUUCCAGAACAACCACACGUCCGUGUGGGGAUCAUGGUGGAAGGACUUCAAGUGGGGCUACGCGUGCUGCCACUCCACGGUGAAGAACAGCUACUGCACGGGCGAAGAGGGACGGCGGGCGUGGGAAGCGAGCGAAGGAAUGAGGACGGGCGAGUCGCUGUUACAGAUCGAGGCCGGCGGCGGCGAUACAACAAGUGUGCGCGAGGGAGGCAGAACAGAGGCCGCCGUCCAGGACGAAGAAAGCCAGAGACUCCGCCUCGAACAAGACGGGGACGACAUCCAGGAGCGCAAGAAGGAGCUCGACGAAGCCGACACGACCGCCACGGAGAGCACAAAGCGGACAGUGCCGCCGCCGCCACCGCAGCAGCAGCACGGCACCAAAAAGCGCACCCUGCAAGAACUGCAGUCCGGCAUCUCUGAGGAGGAGCUGGAGUCGUACAAGCGCAAUCGCAUGGCCGCCGACGACCCCAUGGCGAAACUGCUGGGGAGGGACGAGUUGAUGGAGAUGAAAUAAAUAUAAGACCCACGAGGGGAAGACGACGGGAAAGGUACAUGAGGGAGGGAUGUGGUCGACAUUCCCUACUUUACCACAAGGGGGAGAUCUCUGGUGUAUACACCCCCCUGUGCUUGCAAGUUGGCGGUCACAGUCAAUUACAGCCACAGCCACGGUAUCGAACCAAGGUCCCGAGUCGUCCCGUGUCCAUCUAUGUACCGAGUAUGUUUUCGUCGGAUCCUUUUUUUCUCUCUAGCAUUCAAGCGAUUUACACCAGACAAUGCGGAGGCACAUAGGAGGUGGGCUCCCAGAGAAAAAAAAAAUCGCAUCAAAGGCAUACAAGCCAGCAAACAACGGAGAAACUGUUCGGUAUACGAAUGCUCCUCCUAUUCGAUCCUAUGCACGUUGAUAGAUAUCCAUGCCGUCUCCGCCGCAGUGCCCUCACCGCCUGGCAGCCACCAAUACCUCCCAUCAGUCCAGACCAAGGGCGCGCCAAAAGCGAGUCCAGCAGUCUUUGACCACGUACCACAUACGCCUCCACGCGUUCCUGAACUUCCGCCUCUUGCCGCUCGUCCAGUCGGUCUCACGGACCGCGAUGACACUCGCACUUCGCGGGCCGCCCGUGGCACUGUCGAGGCUGAGCAGAGAAAACAUCGGAGGUUCGGUGCGCACGGGAUUAUGAGCGAUCCCAGGUUGAUACAGGGAGUUGCCUCUGAGAGUCGGAGAUGUGAAGGGGGGACAAAAUUCCGUUUCGCUCCUAGGAUGUAAUUGCGUGGGCGAAGUGGGCGCUUCAUCGCUGGCCCAACCAUCCCUUUGUACCGUGUGCGAUACUCCAGAACCACUCUGAAGCAGGGCGUUUUCAACAUUGGUCCUCUCGCAUGCCUUGUCGAUCUCUCUCAUCGCCUGCUGAAUUGCGCUCGACUCCCUCAAACGACCCAGAGGAUGUGACUCGAGAUUACGGGAACCGAUACCGUGACCACUCGCGCGUGGUCCAAACCUCCCUCUCACCAGUGUACCAUCAUCAGCCCGAGCGAGCGGUCCAGGGAUAUUGGUCUUGUAGACUCCACGGGGCAGAGAUGCUCGAGAACCUGAGGAGGUCGCGCGGGGAGGCUCGACGAUAGUCGCCAUGCCGAUUGCAGCCAAAGUUCGUUCGAAGAGCUCGACUGAAUUUGAAGGACCACUAGAUGGGUUCUGUGCUGACAUCCGUGGAGAACCUUCAGAGUUGAGGCUCGUCGGAGCUUGCUCAUCGCUACCAUCCGAGGUACGCCUCCAAAUGCGAUUCCAGAAUGAGGGUCUGCCUGUCGGCCGCUGCUGUACCAGCCGCAGGAAUGUUGCCUGCUCCGUGCCGAAUGGUGGCAACCCAGGCGGUGUCGAAACCCUGGCUGGUGGUGACACAGGAGGUUUGAUGGGAAACGAAGGACACCAACCAGCUCUAUGUAUGCUUUCUUCUGAGGAAGUGGAAUUUGUAGAAUUGCAUAGUAUGGUGUCCUGCCUCAAGACGCAGUCGAGAUCGUUAACUGAAAAAGAGCGACGACGGUAUAACUCGACAGAAGCCUGCUUGCUCUUGCGAGCCGAAGUGGACCGGUCAGGAAGAACCGAGUUGAGUGACGUUCUGUGCUCAACGAUCGGGUUCAGCUGCGGCGUCGGCCAAUUGCUGUGCGAUGUGGAAUGCCUGCUGAGAGGGAUACGCGCAGGGGAAGGUAAAUCCAAGGGUGUAGGAAGAUCCUGCGCAUCAACCGAGUCGACCGCUGCUGUCCAGGGUAGAUUUUCACGCGAACGGACAGGUUCAGCAUUAUAUAUCGAAUCCUCUGGGACAGACUCCUCGGACGAGGGCAGCUCAUGUCGCAAUGACGGCACUGAUUGUAUCCUGCGGACAGCCUUUGCAGCCUUUGGUGGAAAGAUGCCUCGAGGGCGACUCAGGGAAGAUACCCCAACCAUGACUUCGUUUCGAAAGCUGGUUCAAUACCGCAGCAGGCCUCGUAGACCGUCCAUCUGAGAAGGUUACCGUGACCCUAGGGCGGUGUAUGUCAAUGAAUCUGUUGUGGCAGGGUGUGCAAAAAGAAUGUAUACCAUAAGCGACUGAUGACCUUGGCAGUCUGGAAAGGUAGAGAUAUAACACAGAUGAUGAUUUCCGAGUUGUGUCAGUUCUCAAGGAGAAUGUUGGAAGGAGAGGUGCUGAAGCAGGCAG